CCAGCCCACAAGUAGGGACACUCGGACAGGCUGGUGCGACUGCGACAGAGCCAUGAGUUGGACCUGCCCGCGGUGCGAGGAGCCAGUGUACUUCGCGGAGAAAGUGAGCUCUCUGGGCAAGAACUGGCAUCGUUUCUGCCUGAAAUGUGAGCGCUGCCACACUGUGCUGUCCCCGGGAGGGCAUGCAGAGCACAAUGGGAGGCCUUACUGCCACAAGCCAUGCUACGGGGCCCUCUUUGGACCCAGAGGGGUGAACAUCGGAGGUGUGGGCUCCUAUCUCUACAACCCCCCCACAGCCUCCCCUGCCAGCACCACCCUCAGCCCCAGCAGCUUCAGCCCUCCCCGGCCAAGGACUUGCCUCCCCUACCGAAAGAAAAGCCUGGCCAGCAUGAGGACAUUCACAGGAGAGACCUCGCUGUGCCCUGGCUGUGGGCAGCCUGUCUUCUUUGCAGAGAAGGUGAUGUCUUUGGGCAGAAACUGGCAUCGGCCCUGUCUGAGGUGCCAGCGUUGCCGGAAGACCCUCACUGCUGGAAGCCAUGCUGAGCAUGACGGCGCCCCCUACUGCCACAUCCCCUGCUACGGCUACCUGUUCGGCCCCAAAGGUGUGAACAUCGGUGACGUGGGCUGCUAUAUCUAUGACCCAGUGGAAAUAAAACCCAAAUAAGCAGCUCCCAAGAGAGGUCACCCGGAUGCAGGCUUCCUGCUGUCCCUCUGUGUCCAGUGAGAGCUACAGGGGUGGGGAAGGUGGAGUCCUGGGUCCCUGGGCCUAGGCGCCAUGGUAGGCCACAGUCUACUCUAGCCUCUCUGCUGAUUCUUCCACUUCCCAGCCCUCCUGGUCAGGAACACAGGCUCUCCAUUGUGAAUACUGGCACCCCAACCUUCCCAUCCCUUGUCACAGCAAAUUCUUGGGCUUAAAAGAACUUAUCAAACUUGUUUAUUGAGCCCCAGCCUCUCUGGCUUCUCCAAUAAAAUGUUGGCUUCCAUGCCC
Messenger RNA from Cavia porcellus (domestic guinea pig), 988 nucleotides. It is a transcript of the gene Crip3, whose product is annotated as cysteine rich protein 3. Lineage: Eukaryota; Metazoa; Chordata; Mammalia; Rodentia; Caviidae. The transcript is spliced from 8 exons. Bases 53 to 664 code for a protein of 203 amino acids. The record is from RefSeq and is a predicted model, not a curated record.